Messenger RNA from Gloeophyllum trabeum ATCC 11539, 1291 nucleotides. RefSeq names its product mannosyltransferase. Gene Ontology annotation, cellular component: mannosyltransferase complex; endoplasmic reticulum membrane. Gene Ontology annotation, molecular function: alpha-1,6-mannosyltransferase activity; GPI mannosyltransferase activity. Gene Ontology annotation, biological process: GPI anchor biosynthetic process. The record is from RefSeq and is a predicted model, not a curated record. Bases 1 to 1266 code for a protein of 421 amino acids. Lineage: Eukaryota; Fungi; Basidiomycota; Agaricomycetes; Gloeophyllales; Gloeophyllaceae. The transcript has 5 exons.
AUGGCCGUUGGUCGUGAGCCCCGGCUGCAACAGCGCUGGCUCCAAGGAGCCACGCUACUAAACCCUAUAUCAUGCGUCGUCUAUGCGUCGUCUUUCCUGCCGUUAUUUGACUCCGGCGUCCAUGCCGUGCUACCCCCCUCAACAUCGCGUCUGACAUCCGGGUUGCUGAGAUGGGAUGCGUUCCACUUCGCCCACAUUGCCGAGGAAGGGUACGUGUAUGAAUACGAGUGGGCUUUCUUCCCCGGCGCUCCACUUGCGAUGCGAUACGCUGGUGGAGUUAUCGGAUUGUUCACUGGAGGAGAGGGAUGGGCGAAUGCGCUACUCGGAGGGGCGCUGCUUGCUCUGCUGUGCGAUAGCACGGGUGUAUUCUACGACUUGAGUACAGAGGUCUUUGGUUCGAACAAAAUCGCCUAUUUGGCCACCUUGUUAUCGCUCAUGCCAAGCAGUCCCGCGACCCUGCGGUACGCUCCGUACACGGAGCCGUUCUUCUCGUACCUCUCAUAUAAAGGUAUGCUUGCCAGCAUCAGAUCACGCUAUAUUCAAGCCACAGCAUUCUUCAUGCUGGCGAGUACAUUCCGCUCCAACGGCGUCUUUCUAGCAGGUUAUCUCAUCUGGCCGCUGCUCGCCGUGCCUAUUUUGCGACGUGACAAGCCUCGCGGCGCAAGCGUCCUCUACGCGACCUGCCUGGCAGCAUUUAUAUUUACCCCUUUCAUUUCCCACCAAUAUUUUGCCUAUCGUCUAUUCUGUCCGUCGGAAUCUCCGCCAUCAUGGUGCUCUACGUUCCCGCCGUCCAUCUACACAUACGUCCAGUCCACCUACUGGGACGUCGGUUUCCUGCGGUACUGGCAGGUAGCUCAGAUACCGAACUUCCUUAUGGCAGCCCCCGUCUACGCCUUGUUGCUCUUCUUCUGCUGGUAUCACUUAUCUCAUCGUAUUCCUGAGAUGGCCAAGGCACUCCUUGCGGGAAGUGAGGUCCCAGCGGUGGACGGGCGACUGGACCCGUUCCUUUCCCCGAAAUUGACGCCAUUCGUGAUUCACGCACUGGUCUUGACAACAACGCUUCUUGUCUCGUCGCAUGUGCAGAUUAUGCUGCGACUGGCCCCGUCUAUGCCGGUUGUCUACUGGGCGGCCGCGUCGUUGUUGCAUCGCUUGGAAUCCAAUGCCGCUAGUCGUCGGAUGUGCUGGGGUAAGGCGUGGGUCUGGUGGAGUGUAACGUGGGGUACGGUUAGUGUUGUGCUUUGGACCACAGGAUUACCGCCUGCUUGAUUACCGUUGGAGGUGAUGCCGCGCG